This is a messenger RNA of Mus musculus (house mouse), 4773 nucleotides long. RefSeq names its product neurofibromin 2 (gene Nf2). NCBI's taxonomy places the organism in Eukaryota, Metazoa, Chordata, Mammalia, Rodentia, Muridae. Gene Ontology annotation, cellular component: actin-based cell projection; nucleolus; cytoskeleton. Gene Ontology annotation, molecular function: signaling adaptor activity; actin binding; cytoskeletal protein binding. The transcript is spliced from 17 exons. Bases 560 to 2335 code for a protein of 591 amino acids. Gene Ontology annotation, biological process: negative regulation of cell population proliferation; regulation of hippo signaling; regulation of apoptotic process. The record is from RefSeq and is marked validated.
AUCACAGUAUCUUAGAGAAAAAAGUGUUAGGGUGAGUCGCUGAGUAGCGUAGUGGGAGUCCGGAGGGCGGGGCGGGGCGGGGAUCCGGCAGGUCGCUGAGGUGGGGGUUGGUAGAGGACGCUUCCCGAGGGCGCGCGGAGCGGAGCUGGUGACAGACACGCACGCGCGUGUGCGCUCCCAACUACUGCGCGGCCCCGCGACCCUCGGGGGUCGCUGAGAGGCCCGGCGUCGGCGCCGCAGCCGUCUAGGAUUUCUGUCCAAAGGCGUCCCUGGCGUCCCCAGCCCGAAGCUCCAAGCUCGGGGCUGCGCGUGCUUUUGCCGGCAUCUCCCCCCGACCCCCCCGUCGUCAGAGACUGUCCCUUAACUCAUCUUUCCGCACCCACAGCCGGGUCCUCGCGGCCCAUGCUGGCCGCUGGGGACCCAGGCAGCCUAGGUCUGUCUCGGGCCGGCCAGCCGGCCACCAUGGUGGCCCUGAGGCCUGUGCAGCUACUCCAGGGGGGCUAAGAGACCCAGAACGCGGGCCUAGGGGUGAGGGGAUCCAAGGCCGGUACCUCGCGCCAUGGCCGGAGCCAUCGCUUCUCGCAUGAGCUUCAGCUCACUCAAGAGGAAGCAGCCCAAGACAUUCACGGUGCGGAUCGUCACCAUGGACGCCGAGAUGGAGUUCAACUGCGAGAUGAAAUGGAAGGGGAAGGACCUGUUUGAUUUGGUGUGCCGGACACUGGGGCUUCGGGAAACCUGGUUCUUUGGACUGCAGUAUACAAUCAAGGACACGGUGGCCUGGCUCAAAAUGGACAAGAAGGUGUUGGAUCAUGAUGUUUCGAAGGAAGAACCAGUUACCUUUCACUUCCUGGCCAAAUUUUAUCCUGAAAAUGCUGAGGAGGAGCUAGUUCAAGAGAUCACGCAACACUUAUUUUUCUUACAGGUGAAGAAGCAGAUUUUGGAUGAAAAGGUCUACUGCCCUCCCGAGGCGUCCGUGCUCUUGGCGUCAUAUGCUGUCCAGGCCAAGUAUGGCGACUAUGACCCCUCUGUGCACAAGCGGGGAUUUUUAGCCCAAGAGGAAUUGCUCCCGAAAAGGGUGAUAAAUCUCUAUCAGAUGACUCCGGAAAUGUGGGAGGAGAGAAUUACGGCUUGGUAUGCGGAGCACCGGGGCAGAGCCAGGGAUGAAGCUGAAAUGGAGUAUUUGAAGAUAGCUCAGGACCUGGAGAUGUAUGGUGUGAACUACUUUACAAUCCGGAAUAAAAAGGGCACAGAGUUGCUGCUUGGAGUGGAUGCUCUUGGGCUUCAUAUCUAUGACCCUGAGAACAGGCUGACCCCCAAGAUCUCCUUCCCAUGGAAUGAAAUCCGAAACAUCUCCUACAGCGACAAGGAGUUUACUAUUAAACCACUGGAUAAGAAAAUUGAUGUCUUCAAAUUUAACUCCUCAAAGCUUCGUGUUAAUAAGCUGAUUCUUCAGCUAUGUAUUGGGAACCAUGACCUAUUUAUGAGGCGACGGAAAGCUGACUCUUUAGAAGUUCAGCAGAUGAAAGCCCAGGCCAGGGAAGAGAAGGCUAGAAAGCAGAUGGAAAGGCAGCGGCUGGCUCGAGAGAAGCAGAUGCGGGAGGAGGCCGAGCGUACAAGAGAUGAGUUAGAGAGGAGGCUCCUGCAGAUGAAAGAAGAAGCAACGAUGGCCAAUGAAGCUCUGAUGCGCUCUGAGGAGACAGCUGAUCUGUUGGCUGAAAAGGCUCAGAUCACAGAGGAGGAGGCCAAGCUUUUGGCACAAAAGGCUGCAGAGGCUGAGCAAGAGAUGCAGCGAAUCAAGGCCACGGCCAUUCGGACAGAGGAGGAGAAGCGCCUGAUGGAGCAGAAGGUGCUGGAGGCUGAAGUGCUGGCAUUGAAGAUGGCUGAGGAGUCAGAGAGGAGGGCCAAGGAGGCUGAUCAGUUAAAGCAAGACUUGCAAGAAGCCAGAGAAGCAGAGCGAAGAGCCAAGCAGAAGCUCUUAGAAAUCGCCACCAAGCCCACCUAUCCACCCAUGAACCCAAUUCCACCACCACUGCCUCCUGACAUACCGAGCUUCGACAUUAUUGCUGACAGCUUGUCAUUUGACUUCAAGGAUACGGACAUGAAGCGACUUUCCAUGGAGAUAGAGAAAGAAAAAGUGGAGUACAUGGAGAAGAGCAAGCACCUGCAGGAGCAGCUCAACGAGCUCAAGACGGAGAUCGAGGCCUUGAAACUCAAAGAGCGGGAGACGGCCUUGGACGUCCUACACAGCGAGAGCUCAGACAGAGGCGGCCCCAGCAGCAAGCAUAAUACCAUUAAAAAGCCUCAAGCCCAAGGCAGAAGACCUAUCUGCAUUUGAGUCCUCAAACUCACUCUGCAGAGCGCCAAGUCCCGAGUGGCCUUCUUUGAAGAACUCUAGCAGGUGACCCGGCCACCUCCUGCCACAUCUGCUGCUCCUGACACCAACAGGAUGGGCCUGACCCAAAAGGAACCAUCAGUAGAGGGCUGGCUUGUUUGGGAACUCUUGAGUUGAGGGCCCCGUGCCACUCUGACCCUAUAGAGAGGUUUCUCAAUGUGUUCUAGUUCUCCUUGCCUCCUGCAUACCUGCAUAUCUCUCUCUCCCUCCCUCUCUCUCUCUCUCCUUCUCUCUCUCUCUCUCUCUCUCUCUCUCUCUCUCUCUCUCUCUCUUAUAUAAAUACUUGUUGUGUGUGGGCUGCCAUCCUUCCUGCACCCAAGCACUGUGGUGCACGGGUUGCUGUGCUUGCUGACAUUGAGAAUCGGCUGUGGGAGUCCAGUGUGAAAGCUGGCUGAAAUCUACCAUGCAGGUGCUACCCACUCCCCAACUGGGCUUCUGGGAUGGGCCUCCCCUCCAAGCAUGGGGUAGAAGUGUGGACUGGCUUAGCUCAGAACCAGCAAUGGGGGUUGGGGAUUUAGCUCAGUGAGAGCGCUUACUCGGGCCCUGGGUUCGGUCCUCAGCUCUGGGGGGGGAAAAAAAAAGAACCAGCAACGAUGGCUCCUUAGCCAGGCUCACCUGAGGCAGUGUAGCUGUCUGAAUGGCAGGUAACAGGCAAGACAGCUGUGGCUAGGAAGAGGCUUAAGAUAGAGGCUGUUGGGAGACACUGCACAUGAGCCUUUGGUGGGCCAGGAGCUUCCCAGUCACAUUCCCAUCAGUGCCUGGGAACCCAGCUGUGACCAGGACCUCUGUCUCCUCCCCCUCAGCACAUGGAACCCCAGAGCCCUGCUACCCGUCCAUCAUCCUCUUCAACACCUAGGCCUCACUGUCAUUGUCCUUUUCUUCCCCAGGAGCCCAGCAGUGUCCUUUUAGUCCUUCCUUUCCUGAGCCUGACAGAGAUAUCAGGCUACUAACAGUCACACAAGCUAACACUAUGGGUUGCCUCCAUGCUAGGCAACAAAUGCUUACCAUGUGCCUCACACACUCCAUGAUUGGGCCUAUCUUCUAUGUAACUGGGGUCACUAGUGUAGCCGACCAGAACCCUUUAAGUCCUACAGAGCAGGUGAUCUGCCUCAGUCCACAAGCAGAUGUAUAUUAACUGAGGACAGCUGAGCUGAGGGGCUGAGCAAGGCGAUGUUCCACAGUACGGUUUGUUUUUGAGAAACUGAGGCACACCACCUUGUUCCCGGGCUGUUAUUGGGCCACUUUGUCAUAGGCAGCCACCCAAUGGUCACCUCAGCAUCUUUGGGCACCUGUGAUAGCACUCUAGUCUGAAACCUAAGGCUGAGGAGAAGGUCUCUGGACUUGACACCCCAGUAUUUGCCGAGUCUUCCCUGGCUGCUCUGAAGUUGAGCUGUGUUCUCUGGCCUGAAACUGCUCUCUGACUUUCUUCCUCUCUGUACACUUGAUUUAACAAUGGCUGUGGGACACGAGACAAUGAUGCUGGUUUAUAAAAAUUAUGCCAGGCCUUCCUUGGCUUUUUCAUUUAACUACGCUUUAUAUCUCAAAUUUGGGAAAUACCAAGCUACAUAACCACGUGGGCGCCCUGGUAUUUGAGGAAUGGUGGGUGUAACCAUUUCGCCAUUUCUUGGAAGGUGAGGUCCAAACCCCACUCAGAAGUACCUCAGCUCCGAGAGAGAGAGAGAGAGAGAGAGGGGGCGGGGGGGAGAGAGAGAGAGAGCUCGAAUGGGUCCCCAGAAUGUCUCCAGCCUGCUUUGAGCCUGUAGCUGGGUUCUUACUGGUAGAAAAUUUUAGUCAAAGAGAAACAUCUGAAGUCCAAAGUGAGGCCCAACCCUGGCUCUUCCUAGUUUCAAUGGUUUCUGAAGCAUAGGCAGGGGUACCCUGCUACUGAAACAGCAAGUCACUCUCAGUGCAGGACACUGAGGCCUUGCUCUUGCCUGUGGCUGGUCACAAACCCUGAUUGAGGCAGUACCUGAGCCGCCACAGCACUCUGACCUGAGGUCACUGCCAACCCCUGCUAGACAACACCAGUGGGCUUCACUUACUGCUAUAUCCUCUUUUAGACAGGUUUCUCAUGCUCCCAUACUUUCAAAAAGCCCAGAGGCUGACUCCCAGCAACAGUGACUAACCGUUCCUGCCAACAGGGCCAGAGCCUCAAAGUCCCUGGUACAAGCAGCCUUCACAGAGGACCCAGACUCUCCUAGGUGCCUUGAGGCCACGCCAGUGCCCAUGGGCUUCCAUUCCUCUGUUACUCUUUUCAAACAGCUCUUCAUGUGAGGCUCCUGUCACUCCUAUCGGGGCCAGGACAUGAAGCUGGUUUCUGGGGGUUGGGGUGAUUAUAAUUUAAGUGAUUGUUUUAAUAAAAACUCUAAGCUGCUAUAGUC